Molecule: messenger RNA, 3967 nt
Organism: Peromyscus californicus insignis
Lineage: Eukaryota; Metazoa; Chordata; Mammalia; Rodentia; Cricetidae
Product: zinc finger protein 471-like
Exons: 11
Coding region: 317-3850 (1177 amino acids)
Biological process (GO): regulation of DNA-templated transcription
Molecular function (GO): RNA polymerase II cis-regulatory region sequence-specific DNA binding; DNA-binding transcription factor activity, RNA polymerase II-specific
Source: RefSeq, a predicted model, not a curated record
CGCUUCUGCGCUUGCGUCUUCCAGCAUUGAGCAGCGAGUCCGCUGGUAUUGAGGUGGUAAUCGGGUGUGGGCAGUGGGCAGGCAAACCAAGGAGGAAACAAAUGGAGGUCCGGAGCUAUUCGGAAGCUCCGCGAUAUGACUGCUGUGUCUCUGGAAGGAUAUGUUUAUGUUCUGAUGAUGGAGUCCUGGCCCCGCCCAUCUAAUUGUCUGAUUGUCCUCGGCAGUUUCCUCCUAUUUCUUGACACAAGCUCUGACAUCUAAGGACUCUGUCCUUCCCCAAGAGGAAGACCCAUCAGCCCUUGAACUCCUGGAAGUCAUGCCUCUCGGUUCAGAACUGUUCAGGGAUGUGGCCAUAGCUUUCUCCCAAGAAGAGUGGGAGUGCCUCGAGCCUGCUCAGAAGGACUUGUACAGAGAUGUGAUGCUGGAGAACUACGGCCAUCUGGUCUCACUGGGUCUUACCAUAUCCAAACCUGAUGUGAUAGCCAUCCUCGAGCAAGGGAGGGAGCCUUGGCUAGCGGAGAGGGCCACGGCAGGAGGCCUGUGUUCAGCAUUGGAAUCUGGAUACGGUGCCGAAAUACUGUCUGCAAAGCCACACGUUAAUGAAAUCGAGUCGCCCCGGUGGGGGAUAAUGGGAGGCCUUGCAAGCUGUCGUCUUGAGGGCUCGCGCUUCCAGGAUGAUGGGGAAGACGAAGGCCUGUUUGACAGACAACCAGGAAAUCCAGACAGAAAUGCCAGUCCUGUGUUAAUCAGUCACGAGGAAAUGCCCACUUUAAACCAGCAAGCACCUCUUACUUUUUCCCAGAGAAAGUCCCGUCGAUAUAAUAAACGCAAAAAAGACUUGUGGCACAAGGAAUUCCGUAUUAAUCAAGGAAUUCCUACUAAUGAGAAGCCCUACAAAUGUAGGGAGUGUGGGAAGGCCUUUAAAUAUGGUUCACGACUAAUCCAGCACGAGAAUAUUCAUUCUGGCAAGAAGCCUUAUGAAUGUAAAGAAUGUGGGAAGGCCUUCAAUUCUGGCUCAAAUUUCAUACAACACCAGAGAGUUCAUUCAGGUGAGAAACCUUAUGAAUGUAAAGACUGUGCUAAAGCCUUCAGUCGAAGCUCACAGUUGAUUGAGCACCAGCGAAUCCAUACUGGGGAAAAACCCUAUCAAUGUAAGGACUGUGGCAAGGCCUUCAAUCGGAUCUCGCAUCUUAAAGUACAUCACAGGAUUCAUACCGGUGAAAAGCCCUACUUGUGUAAGGAGUGUGGGAAGACCUUUAGUCAUAGGUCUCAGCUGAUUCAGCAUCAGACUGUUCAUACUGGCAAGAAACUCUUUGAAUGUAAAGACUGUGGCAAGGCUUUUAAUCAAGGAUCCACUCUUAUCCGGCAUCGGCGAAUUCAUACUGGAGAGAAACCUUAUGAGUGCAAGGCAUGUGGCAAGACCUUUAGAGUGAACUCGCAGCUUAAGCAACACCAGAGAAUUCAUACUGGGGAGAAACCCUACCAGUGUAAGGUGUGCAGUAGGGCCUUCAAGCGGGUCUCACAUCUCACAGUCCAUCAUAAAAUCCAUACCCAUGAGAAGCCAUACGAGUGCGAGGAAUGUGGGAAGGCCUUCAGCCAUUGCUCACAACUGAGUCAACAUCAGGUGAGCCAUUCCAAGGAAAAGCCCUCCAAGGGAUGUGGCAGGAGCGUAAGUCACGAUCCAGCUACUGUUCAGCCUCCCAGACGGCACAAUAGAGGAACGCGUGUGAACAUAAUAAAUGUAGAAAAGCCGUCCCUCGGCACUUACCCACUGUUAAUCAUCAGGGAGUUUGUGCUGGCAAGCAACCACAGGAAUGGAAGUAAUACAAGGACGCCGAGCGCGAGCGCUGCGGGCAGGGGAGGCCCUCGCAAUCCCCGCGUUUCCCAGAGGCCGGCGUCCUUGGCGGCUGGGCUUCCCAGGACACAGCUGUUCUCCAAAGGAGAAACCAAGAGGAGAAGGCAAGAAAUGACCGUUGAACUAACGAAAGCCACGUUACAGGACUCAGUGACAUUCAAAGAUGUUGCGGUAGACUUCUCCCAGGAGGAAUGGGAGCAGCUAAAUCCUGCUCAGAGAAGUUUGUACAGGACUGUGGUGCUGGAGAACUACCAGAACUUGGUCUCAGUGGGAGCUUGCAUUUCCAAGCCACAUCUAAUUUCGUUACUGGAGCGUGGGAAGGAGCCUUGGGAGGUGAAGGGUGAGGUGACGAGAAGCACAUUACAAGAUGGAGAACCUAUACACAAGACACAAGAAUUAUCUCUGAAGCAAUUUGUGUUUGAUAAUGUGUCAGUGGAGAAAAUUACAAGUUUUGGUUGUGAGUGUCCCACUUCUGGAAAAAAGUGGAAAUGUAAAGACCUUUUUAAUAGACAAAUGACAAAUCGAGAAAUAUUAUUUAACAUGAAAGAAACAGUCACUCAUAAAGAAACUCACACUAAAGAAAUAGGCUACAAGUACUCCAAAUCUUCGAAAUCUGUCCAUCUGGACAAUGUAGAAGAGAAUAUUUAUAGUCACAAGUCAAAGAAGAAAACCUUCUCCAAAAAUCCCAAGGUACGAAAAUACAAGAAAAUCUGGGCAGGAAAGAACAUUUUUAAAUGUAAUGAAUGUGAGAAAACCUUUACUCAUAGCUCAUCUGUUACUGUUCAUCAAAGAAUUCAUACAGGUGAGAAACCAUAUAAAUGCACAGUGUGUGGAAAAGCCUUCAAGCAGAGUCAUCACCUUGCUCAACAUCAUACAACACACACCCAUGAGAAACUCUUUGAGUGUAAAGAGUGUAAGAAAGCCUUCAGCCAGAAUUCAUACCUCAUUGUACAUCAAAGAAUUCAUACUGGAGAAAAACCAUAUACGUGUAAGGAAUGUGCAAAAUCCUUCAGGCAGCCUGCACACUUGGCUCAGCAUCAGAGGAUCCACACUGGGGAGAAACCCUAUAAGUGUAAGGAAUGUGGGAAAGCCUUUAGGGAUAGCUCUACCUUUGCUCAACAUCAGAGGUGUCACAAUGACAAACGACCCUUUCAGUGUGUUGAGUGCGGUCAAGCCUUCAGGUAUAACAUGUCCCUUACUCGUCACUUUAGGCAUUAUCACACUGGAGAGAAGCCAUUUGAUUGCACUGAUUGUGGGAAAGUCUUCAGUGUUCACAUAGGACUUACUUUGCACAGGAGAAUUCACACUGGAGAGAAACCUUACAAAUGUAACGUGUGUGGAAAAGCGUUUCGCAGUGGGUCAUCCCUCACUGUGCACCACAGAAUUCACACAGGUGAGAAGCCUUACAAAUGUGAUGUUUGUGGGAAAGCCUUCAGCCAUAGCAUGUCACUCACUGGCCAUCAAAGAGUACAUUCUGGAGAGAAACCUUAUAAAUGUAAGGAGUGUGGGAAAGCUUUUCGGCAGAGUAUACAUCUUGUUGUCCAUUCAAGAAUUCAUACUGGAGAAAAACCAUAUGAAUGUAAGGAAUGUGGGAAAGCUUUUAGAGAAAGUUCACAGCUAACCACGCAUCAGAGAAAUCACACAGGAGAAAAACCUUUUGAAUGUAAGCAGUGCGGUAAGUUUUUCAAAAGAAGUACCUAUCUUGCCAGACAUCAGAAGAUCCAUACAGGAGAGAAACCUUAUGAGUGUAACGAAUGUGGGAAAACCUUCACACAUACUGCCUACCUUGUAAGACAUAAGAGAGUUCAUUCUGGAGAGAAACCCUACAAAUGUCCUGAAUGUGGAAAGGCAUUUGGUGAUGGCUCAUCCCGUGCUCAGCAUCAGAGACUUCACACAGGUCAGAGGCCCUAUGUAUGUGAUAAAUGUGGAAAGGCAUUCAGAACAAAGUCAUCCCUUAAUUGUCACCAAAGAUGUCACAUUGGAAAGAAACCUUAAAACUAUAUCCCCUCUGGCAGAUCCUUCAGCCACUGACAAACCUUUACCAUUCAUCAGAGAAUUUAACUUUCAACCAGAUUGUUCAUUCUAUGUGGAAGAAUUCACACAGGUAAGAGA